Messenger RNA from Saccostrea echinata, 4973 nucleotides. RefSeq lists its product as uncharacterized. The record is from RefSeq and is a predicted model, not a curated record. The transcript has 6 exons. Lineage: Eukaryota; Metazoa; Mollusca; Bivalvia; Ostreida; Ostreidae. Bases 1 to 4962 code for a protein of 1653 amino acids.
AUGACUUGGACUAGCCGCUACAGUGAAAAGUGGCCUCGUCUGACUGCCCUCUUUCAUCUGGAUAACGGAGUAGAUGCAGACAUUCAUGAAAAUGGACGCUACGAAACAGCCUUUCAGGAACCUCCCUCGGAACCCUUCUAUAAAUUCUACCUCCACCCGGAUGACAUUGGGAGGGGUAGGAGUGUUAGCCAAUAUUCCAUGCAGGACGCAGGGAGAGUGGCGGGGCAAGGCUCGGGAAAGACCUGCAACAUGCGAGUGUUUUUAGGAACCGUGUUGCUGUUCAGUGUGGCGGGGGUAGUUGCUGUUGCUGUUACAUUGGCAGUGUUGCUAUCCCAACCACAUGGUUCAUCGCAUACGUCAUCGAAAUUUGCAGACGACGAUUUAUCAAAGGACAUGCUGUCCAGUAAGGAGGGGGUACUGUCCAGGGAGUUGUGUGGCUUGAUGAAAAAUUUAUUCAAAUUAGAUGCAAACGAGAAUCGUCCAGUGCAAGACUGUUCCGUGUCCCUUUCGAUCCAGGAUGGUCAUAUGAAAGUAAAUUUCAAAGUCCCAGCGACAGAUAAGCUCAUGCAAGAGGAAAUCGAAAAAAUCAAGCAAAAUGUGUUAAAGAACAUCAAAGAUAUAGAUAUUGGUCUCGGUGUUGUGUCCAACACAGAUGACGUCAGCAUCUACAAGAAGGACGACAAACAGUCAACCACAGUGGAGAUAAUAUUGACAACAACGAAGCCUCUUUCUGGUGUAACAGCCUCGACAACGUCGCGUGAUACUGUUACCAAGACAAACGCAAACACAACUGCUAGUCCAAAACCAACAACUGUAAAGGACGAGCACAUGGCAGCCAUUGAGACACAGGAACGUGUAGAAUCUAAAGAUAAAAUAACAACUGAUUCUACUGCGGACAUAAGAACAACAACAGAAAUGGAACUUCCGGAUCACACAAGUAUUGAUGACGUAGCAUUUCUAUCUCAUCUGAAUAAAACUGUAAAAGAUUUGAUUCAAAACUUUGAUUUGGAACUUGGAGUGACAAAAGACCCAACUGAAAAUCAAAAUCAUCUGGUAAAUGACUUCGAGCACCUGAAACAACACCUUGGUGAAAUCAGUCUACGUAAGUUAGACCAUGUAACUUCCACGUCAAAAUCAGUUGUAGAUGGCAAAGAUAUUUCUUCAUUUGAGCAUACUAAUCAUGAUAAAUUUGACCUGAACUUGGAUACAAAUGAUACAUUUAAUUUCACUGGAUUACCGUUUCUGAAAGCAAAUUCAAAGGCAAAAGGAGAAAUUAUGAUAAAAAAUGUGUCAUUGGACCAUAAUGACACCAAUUCGAACAGAACAAAUAAUUUUUCAGAUGAUAGAACAUUAAAUAUUACAGACAUUACUAAUACAACAAAGUCAGUGGCUAAUGGAAAUCCUUUGUCAACAAAGUCUAGUGAUCCUCUCAAUGACUCCUAUUAUAAUACAUAUUUGAAUGAUUGGUGGAAACUGGAAGAAACAAGAUCCGUCAGCAAAGAAUUAGAAACACUAAAUCUUACAAAACAGUAUAGGAUGACAGUUUCAAGCUUUAUUUCAACAACAGCUGCUAGCAUUGAUCCUAGCGAAGUCACUCAGCUAUUUACAAUGACAAAUGCACAUAAAGAACUAUUUUUUUCAGCAGUAACAACUUCGACUACACCUUCGCUGCAAAGUUUGGAAUUGGAUACACCUUCAAAACUAGGAGAUAAAAUUAAUGAUCAGAGUGUAACAACAGCAACAACAGCAUCAGUAAGAGGUAGUCCUGGAUCAAUGGAGUCAACUCCGAAAGUAACGACCAAAGAUACAUCCUCUGUUGAUUCUACUUCAAUUGCAGCCACUAAAACGACUACUUCACUGCAAGAUCUUUAUCAGGACUUUCUGUGGAAUUUUGGAUCUAGGUUAUCAACAACUUCAAAACCGUACUUUCACACUCAUGAUCACACUGCUCAUAGCUUUCCACAUACUGAAAAACAACAUAAUGAAUUGUUUGGUUUAAGUCGUGCCCCAAUGCAUUUCACAAAGCAAACGAUUGGAUCAGAAUUAACAUUAACAGAAGAAUCAACUUUUAAUUUUGAUGGGCUGUCUUUAGAUUUACCCAACAAAAAUGAAACUGCGAAACAAGUGCUUAAUAAGACAAGUCAGUUGUAUGAUAUUACAAAUUUACACACGCAUGAUGAAUAUGAGCCGCAUAAUAAUUCCAAUUUUCCAAGCUCCCUGCCAGAUUCUAUAAUGUCAACAAAUGAAUUGUUUCAAGGGAUUGAAAAACUUGAUUUUGAAGGAUUAACAUUUGAUGCUCACAUAUCUCCAGAGAAUAAUUGGACUUUGAGCAAUACAGGUGAUACUCAUACUAAGACUAGCAAUGAUGAACAAAAACAAGUUAGCCAAACAAAAAUGGAGCAGGUUGUCGAAAAAUCUUAUAGAACCAAACCUUAUUCUUUGAUAACACCUACAAAAAGUAUUUCAUUGACCUAUGAAAAUUUAAGAAGUUUUUCUUCUACCGUUUCUGGGAUCGGUUCUCAGGAACCUCUACAAGGUUUUUCAGAAAAUCGUUUGAAAAGCCUUGAAGGGACAAAAACUUUUCCAAAUAAUGUUUUGGAAGCAACCACAAAUUCAUACCCGGCUACCAAAGAAGUAAUUGUUAUAUCAUCUACUUCUUCCACAUCGUAUUCGACGAAAUACGAGCAAAUGGUUGGUUUCCAUCCACAUCAAAACAACAAUUAUUCACAAAACAUACUGAUUGUGACACCCUCUUUAAAGACAGAAAACAUUCAGUCAGUUGAGGUAACAAGUUCAAUGUCUGGAUUAGUAGAACGGCCAACUCACGCAACACAAGACCUGUCUACAAUACAGUCAUCUAUGAUUUAUUCUUCUAGUUUCGCUGAGAUGGAAGAUUCUUCAGUCAGUUUACAUAGUUCAAACAAGGGGUUUGUUUUAGAGGACUCUAUAUUUCCACAACAAUUAUCAUUUCCAGAGCAAAGGCUUAUCGACCAUACAUUGCUAAAGUUACCUAUUAUGUCAGCUCAACUUGCCCUUGACAGCUCGUUAUCGACGAACCAUCACAAAUCUCAUCAGGUAAAUGGAUUUGAAGUAGUGACCCCUUUGACGAAAUCCUCAAAUGUUCCUCCUCAAAGGCAUUUUUCAAUCAAUAAAACGGAAAGUACAAUGCCUUCCUUUGAAGAAAAAUUGAUUCCAUUCUUGGAGACCUCACUUCAGCUUGGUAAAACAUCUAUCAUUUCAUCUCUUAGUACAUUAUCACCUAAAAAACCAUCUGUUAGUCAGGAUGGAAGACAAAAUGGUGAACUACCAAGCAAGAGUAUUUAUUUUCCUGUAUAUCUUGACAUCACAAAGGAUUCUACUUUGGUUUCUCAGGGUGUUCAAUCACCAGAAACAGAUGAAAACUAUUUUAUUGAAAACAAACCUUCAAACAUUCAGUUUUCCAUUCUUCCAAGCAUAGCUAAGUUCUCAGUACAAUAUCCUCCAGUAUCAUUGCCAAUAUCAUCGCCCAAACCGUCCUCAUUCACAUUGCAUAAAAGUACAUCGAUGCCAAAAUUAUCAUCAGUUCUCCAAGAGAAAUUAAAUACAAUGGAUAAUUUUUCUUCAAAGAUAUUGAUAAAUCCUACUAAGACUGCUGGUUUCAUGCAUCAGGAAACGCACGAGAAGCAAGGAACAAAAAUCAUCACAUUUGAAAGCAGUAUAUUAAGUAUGAAAGAGGCAAACGCAACAUCGAUACCGGGUUCACUUAUUCCGUCUUCGUCUGGUUUAAAUAUUGAAAGCAUUCUUAAGCCAGACAAAAGUGUAUUAAGUAAUGACAUGUCCUUAUCUCUUAAUACUUUAGCAUUUCCGAUGGAUAUAGCAACUUUGACUUUCCCAGAUCAGAACUGGAAUAGAGACCAGGUCCUGCAUACCAAUCAACAUAACAGUUACGUGAAAACUUCAGCAAAGAAUGACACAGUUCCAAUUUCAUUUCAUUUCUUGCGAGAAAGUUCCAUUAUAUAUUCAUCUCGUUCUUCAUUGUCAUAUGGAUCUACAUCUGUUUUAACAUUAGCAUUAGACUCUUCAACUAUAAAACCACUUCGUAGUGAGGACAUUGGAGUAUUUGAAACAAACAUUCCUUGGGAUGCUCUCGAUAUAAAACCAACCAAAUCAACCCAUUUAUUCAGUUCUUCAUCGCAGUAUGAGAUGGAAAAUAUCGAAGGACCACCUAAGUGGAGAACAACAAGUCCUGAUACAUUAUUAGUACGAAAACACGAGAAAAAAUCGACAGCUCUUUAUCCAAGUUCUUCAUUUGAAGAAUUUUACACAAAAACAAGUACAGAAUCUUACCAUAAGACCCAAUCGAUAUCUGUGUACACCGUUACACACGAACCUAUCAUGUAUCUAACCAUUGAUACAAGACCACUGAUGGAAUCGUCAUUAUCCAUACAGCCGACACCCAGGGUUUCUUUUCAAGCAACAUUUUUCCGAGAUCGAAAAAAGCUCGAGGAUCUUCCAAAUCAGGGUAGAAGAGGGAUAUUGAGAAUAAAAAGUGUUUCCAAAAGCCCUGGAAUAACUACAACGGAAAGUCCUGUGAAUGUGGAUGUCACUACAGCUAGACCAAAAUUGACAGCAGCACAAGUUGCAGGUCUUCGAAAAAAUCUAGCUCGUAUGAGAGCGGCUAGAAUGCGGAAUUUCCGAAGAAGACAGAAUUUGCUUGCUCGCAUGCAGUCAGGAAUUAUGAAUGAUUUUCCAUUAAGACGUCAGAUUUCAGGAAGUAAUACUGCAAAUACUUUGUUGGGAAGAGGUCUCGAUGUGAGUGAUAGAAGCAGACGAAAGUUACAGAGACCAACAGCUUCCCCUAGGGUAGUAAGGACAACUCAAAAUCCACGGCAGCGAAUAGAUAGAAAUAGACUGUUCCCAGGAUUUAACACUGGCAAUCAAUUUAAUCAAAAUUUUUUCAAUAAUAUACGCUGGAAUGGAUAAUAAAUCGAUAC